CAUCACGUUCCGCCGCUGGUUCGGCUGAGCGGAGGCGAGGGGAGCUGAGUCGCCAUGGGUGUGGAGGUGGAGACCAUUACUCCGGGAGACGGUCGGACCUUUCCCAAAGUGGGGCAAGUCUGCGUGGUGCACUAUGUGGGUUCACUGAUGGAUGGGACAAAGUUCGAUUCUUCCCGGGACCGAAAUAAGCCAUUUAAAUUUAAAAUUGGUCAAAGUGAGGUCAUCAGAGGAUGGGAUGAAGGAUUAGCUCAGAUGAGUGUUGGGCAGAGAGCAAAGCUGACCUGUACCCCUGAUUAUGCAUAUGGAGCUCCUGGUCAUCCUGGCAUCAUUCCACCUGAUGCUACUUUGAUGUUUGACGUAGAACUCUUGAGACUUGAGUGAAAACUCUUUGGUUUUUAUUCUGCUUUUGGCACAUAAACAUGGAGGACCUUGAAAAUUGUGCAUUAAAAUGCAGGAGCAAGCAAAAUCACUACAUUUACCUUUUCCAUCUACAAUCUGCUGUAUGUCAGCAAAAAGCCUGCUUGUCACAUUUACCUUUUUGGGCAGUAAUUUAAAAUCUGAUUAUCUUAAUCCUGAACUUUUGUUUUCUUUUGAUUUAUCAUCUUUUACUUUCUAAAAGACUUAAAUUGUCCAUGAUCAAGCAUUAACAUCAAGGAACCUGUAAGUAGAAAGGAAAGCAAAUCAUUUUAAUGUUCAAUUGUUAAAGCCUAAGAUAAUCAUUUUGAAUUGAUACAUCGAAAAGCCAUAAAUUCAUUGAAAACCAGUGACAACAUGGCCAUGUGGAUUGCAAUCUUUUAAACCCAUCUUUGAAUAGAGAAGAUUCACUAUUGUGGCCUACCUGUGUUGCCUGAGUUUGUAUCUCUCUCAACACUAAUUAUUGGGGAUUUAUCCAAAAUUGGCAAAAAGUUGAUCGGAGCUGAAACGUGGGAAUUAUUUUUUGACUGGGCAAGGAAAAAGAUCAAUUUAAGUUAUCCCACCAGGUGCCUGAAUUUUUUAAUUCCACUACUUUUCUCUGCAAGUUCACAGGUUCACUUUUUAAAUCACUUCUAUCUUUGUAUGUUGUCAUUUCACCAAUGCCCUUUCACAUGCCUGUAUCCUCUGUAGGGUCUGCUGCUUUUCUCUGAUGGAAAGUUUAAGAUGGGAUAAAAUAGUAGAUCAUUCUGAAUUGUUAACACCUAAUGAUUGGAUAGGUGUCAGGGGGUGUGAUGUUCAUUUGUACAUUUCCAAAAGUGAUCACAGCCUAAUACAGAUGGUGCGUAGACUCACUUGCCUUAAGAGAGCAAACAAUGACAGCACUACAGAAAUCAUGAAUCACUAUAAACGUGAAGAGUCUUAGGGCAACUAAUCAGAGGGUUUGGCUUACUCAGAGUCUUUAUUAAUAGUGUAGGAACCAUGAAAGUGUAAAUUAUACUGUUCUGUAGCUGGGGCACUCCCCAAUAUUACCAUUGGGAUAUUUACACUAAACUUGCUUUGGAAUCAUUCCAGGCUCUGGUUGGAGUAGUGACUUUUUUCCUGGAAGUUCACCUUGUCUCACUGUGGUGCAACCAGUAGGGCUACUUCCUCACAGUGCUGAAGACGUGGGUUCAUUCCUGACCUUGGGUGCUGUUUGUGUGGUCUCCUUGUGAUCACAUGGGUUCCCUCCAGGUACUGUGGUUUCUUCCCACUUCCUAAAAAUGUGCGGGUCAAUAUGUUAAUUGACCACUGUAAAUUGCAUCUAGUGUGUAGGUGAUUAGGUAGAAUCUAGAGGGAAUUGAUGCAAAUGUAAAGGCAAUAAAAAAGGCACUCAUACAGGAUUAGUGCAGACUUAAUAGACCUGAGGGCCUGUUUCCCUGCUAUUUCUCUAUAUGAUUCUUGCACAUUUUUCCUCUGGUGGGACAAACAGUGUGCCUCUAUAAAUGAGUUAGGUGCUAGCAACAUAUUUUGUAAGCAAGACAUGCUGGUCAUCCCCUUUUCAGUGUGGCUUGUGAUCCUUUCAUUGUGCUGUAGCUCUGAUCAAUUCAAUGUAAUUCCAAAAUGCUUUUACAAUAAAAUGCUUUCUACCAA
This is a messenger RNA of Pristis pectinata (smalltooth sawfish), 2043 nucleotides long. Its product is annotated as peptidyl-prolyl cis-trans isomerase FKBP1A-like. Gene Ontology annotation, molecular function: peptidyl-prolyl cis-trans isomerase activity. Lineage: Eukaryota; Metazoa; Chordata; Chondrichthyes; Rhinopristiformes; Pristidae. The record is from RefSeq and is a predicted model, not a curated record. Bases 55 to 381 code for a protein of 108 amino acids. The transcript is spliced from 5 exons.